Molecule: messenger RNA, 1453 nt
Organism: Folsomia candida
Lineage: Eukaryota; Metazoa; Arthropoda; Collembola; Entomobryomorpha; Isotomidae
Exons: 5
Coding region: 371-1384 (337 amino acids)
Source: RefSeq, a predicted model, not a curated record
CUUGUCAAAGACACCCAUGCCUCACCCUCAAAAUCACACUCUAACAAAUGGAUCUUAUCAUAUUCUGAUUAGUGGACAAAUUGUGUGAAGCAAAAACAUAGCACUUAGAUAUGUACGUCACACAGUAUUACACCAUGCAACGAAUUAAUAAAUGGUACUCGUUAUUGCUGAUUAUUUAACACAAUGCCAUCUUUUUUUAAGUAAUUGCCAUAAUUGACAGAUCAUAUGACAAUCACAAAUUAUGAUCGUCAGCUACGUAUAAUAAUAUAAUUAAUGAAUGAUUGACAUGUAAUGAGAUUCAGAUAUUUAAACUUGAAUUUGUGUUAAUUAAAAGACACAGUUUCAUCCAAGCAAUACGAAUCAAAUCAAAAUGUGGUACCCUAAAAUUGCACCUUUGCUAUUUAUAUUUGCACAUGUACAAGGGCAGCAAUUUCCUCCUUUACAAUCUUACAAUGUGGACCCAACGUCAAUAACAAUAUCUGGAAUAUCAUCGGGUGGGGCCUUCGCGACACAGGUUCAUUUUUCUUACUCAUCUCAAAUCAUUGGUGCUGGGAUUUUUGAAGCUGCCGCAUAUCCGUGUGCUCUAGUUGAAGAAGAGUUCUUAAACUGCCUCGGAACUCCGUACAAGACAAAUAUCUCGAACCUGAUUCGAGCAGCCGCUAGCCUGGCUGACCAAGGGUUGAUCGACCCCUUGACCAACAUGAACGACUCAAAAGUUUAUGUGUACCAUGGCAUGAAUGACUCGGUCGUCCCGUUCCUGUCAAGUGGAAAUGUUGUCGACAUGUACAAGAGAUUGGGGGCAGAAGUGCAUGCACAACUUUCCAUUAAUGCUGGUCACGGCCAACCAGUUGACGGUAAUGGAUUCGGAGGACCGUGUGGGGAACACAAUGCUGACUACUUUUACAUUAAUGAAUGUGGUUAUAACGCAGCGUAUGAAAUGCUCAACUUUUUCUACGGCGAAAAUCUAACCCGACCAGAGAAAGGGUAUCAACCAGAUGGACUAAUUGUUGAUUUUAAUCAACUCGAAUUCUCUGUGUACGACCCAAUCGUAAUCUCCAUGUCGCCGAAAGGAUAUCUUUAUGUUCCAAAAAAUUGCCAGAAUGGAACAACAAAAAUGUGCAGAUUUCAUAUUGCAUUUCAUGGGUGUAAUUCUAACGAGUUCCUCGGAGGAUACGCGGCCGCUUAUAAAACCCACUAUGCUGAAGUGGCUGAACUUAACGACAUUAUUAUUUUGUUCCCACAAUCUGCCAUUACAGUGAUCAAUACAGCAGGCUGUUGGGAUUUUGCCGGACUCAGCGGUGUUCCUGAUUAUGCAACUAAACGUGGAAAACAAGUAUCCGCUGUUGGUCGUAUGAUGAGCCGGAUUUUGGGAGAAAACAGAUAACUUUAUUGUUCCAUCUGUACAACAAAAUUUAUUGCUGCAAUUUACAAUAAAAAUAAUUUGAUCGAUUAA